AUGUGGGAGUUCUCGGUGGGGCUGUACAUGAUCCGCAUCUGGCCGGACUCGCUGCUCUUCGCCGCCGUCUACGGCGUCGUCGAGGCCUCAUCCGUCGCCGUUUUCGGCCCCAUGGUCGGCACCCUCGUCGACAGGCUCACUUACCUGCAGGUUUUGGGCCUGUGGCUGCUAGUUCAAAGCUCAUCCUUCAUCGUCGCUGGCAUCUCAGUAACCGCACUGCUUGUCUACGAUGACCUGAAAGUUACAAGCUUCCCGAUCUUCGUGGCUCUAGUCAUCCUCACCAACGCGUCGGGCGCGCUCGCUGCGCUCUCAACUCUCGCCGGCACCAUACUGAUCGAGCGAGAAUGGGUGGUGGUGAUCUGCAGUGGGCAUCCGGCGGCGGUGCUGACCAAAACUAACUCGGUGAUCCGGAGGAUUGACCUAAGCUGCAAGUUAUUGGCGCCGGUGCUGUCGGGGUUUGUGAUAAGCUUCGUGUCGACGGAGGCCUCCGCAGUGGCGCUGGCGCUGUGGAACGUUGCCUCGGUGGGGCUGGAGUACUGGCUCUUCGUCUCGGUAUACAACGGCGUGCCCGCUCUCGGCGAAAACGUCCAGCUGAGAAGGGAGUCGUCGGUGGGGGCAGCAUUACCUUCGUCGGAGAUUGUGGCGACGUCCGAUGAGGAGGUGCAGACGUAUGGUCAGGACGCAGCGGAUUGGAGGGUCGGUGUGACGAAGCACCUCUCCAUCCUGCCCUGCUGGGAGUCCUGGGUUGUGUACAUGAGGCAAGAUGUGAUGCUGCCGGGGGUUGCCCUUGCUAUCCUCUACUUCACUGUCCUAAGCUUUGGUACGCUGAUGACGGCAACUCUUGACUGGAAAGGCAUCCCCGCGUACGUGAUCAGUCUGGCAAGGGGUUUCAGCGCUAUUGUCGGGAUCGCUGCAACCUUGCUGUACCCAGUCGUGCACUCGCGGGUGUCGACGCUCCGAACAGGGCUCUGGUCCAUCUGGAUGCAGUGGUGCUGCCUGCUGCUAUGCGUCGGCUCCAUCUGGGUGAGUGGCGGCGUGGCGUCGGCGUGGGUGCUCAUGGCCGGCGUUGCCGCGUCGCGACUUGGCCUCUGGAUGUUCGACCUAGCGGUCAUGCAGCUGGUGCAGGACAAUGUCCGGGACUCGGACCGGUGCAUCGUCGGAGGGGUACAGAACUCGCUGCAGUCCAUCUUCGACCUGCUCACCUACAUCAUGGGCAUCAUCAUCUCCGACCCCAGGGAUUUCAGCGAGCUCAUUGUGCUGUCCUUCUUCCUGGUGACCUGCGCCGCCCUCAUGUACACGCUGCAUGUUUACCGCGUGCGGAAGCACUUGUUCCACCUAGACAAGAUCAUUGCCAAGCUGGGAUGGUGA
Messenger RNA from Lolium rigidum, 1368 nucleotides. Its product is annotated as solute carrier family 40 member 1-like. The transcript has 6 exons. The record is from RefSeq and is a predicted model, not a curated record. Gene Ontology annotation, cellular component: membrane. Gene Ontology annotation, molecular function: iron ion transmembrane transporter activity. Lineage: Eukaryota; Viridiplantae; Streptophyta; Magnoliopsida; Poales; Poaceae. Bases 1 to 1368 code for a protein of 455 amino acids. Gene Ontology annotation, biological process: iron ion transmembrane transport.